UCCGAAUCCAGCCCCCGCUCCUCCACCGACUCCGCUGCAGACGAAGGCCUACCCCUCUAUACCUCUCUCGACGUCACCACACCAGACACUUUGACCGCACCCUCCGAAAAAGCGACUCCAGAUGAAGUUCGCGAAUUCCUCGUUGCACUACUCAUCAAAAACAGAGGGUUAAAUCAAGACCAUGCAAGAAGAGUGGCUUCGAAAUGGACAUUGGGCACUGGAAGAGAGUUGAUCAGCUAUCCGCCGCUGCUGUAUGCGGAGAUUUUCGGUUUGGAAGAUGCGUGGAUGGUGUAUAAAGAAGCCAAGGUGUUUGUCAAGACUGAAGAGAGA
This is a messenger RNA of Aureobasidium namibiae CBS 147.97, 330 nucleotides long. RefSeq lists its product as uncharacterized. The transcript has a single exon. The record is from RefSeq and is a predicted model, not a curated record. Lineage: Eukaryota; Fungi; Ascomycota; Dothideomycetes; Dothideales; Saccotheciaceae. The annotation marks the transcript as partial.